Molecule: messenger RNA, 2853 nt
Organism: Echinostoma caproni
Lineage: Eukaryota; Metazoa; Platyhelminthes; Trematoda; Plagiorchiida; Echinostomatidae
Source: the annotation of a GenBank genome assembly
GAGGAAGACGAUGAGGAUGAUGAUGAGAAUGAUGAUGAGGAUGAUGAUGUGGAUGAUGAUGAGGAUGAUCAUGACGAUGACGAUGAGGGUGAUGAUGAGGAUGACGAUGCGGAUGAUGACGUGGAUGAUGAUGAGUAUGAUGUUCUGAAUGAGGAUGAGAAGGAAUAUGAGGAUGAUGAUGAGGAUGAAGUUGAGGAUGACGAUGAUGAUGAUGAUGAGAACGAGAAUGAUGAUGAGCAUGAUGAUGAUGAUGAUGAGGAUAAUGAUGAGGAUGAUGAUGAGGAUGAUGAUGAGGAUGAUGAUGAGGAUGAUGAUGAGGAUGAUGAUGCCCAUAAUGACGAGGAAGAUGUUGAGGAUGGUGAUGAGUAUGAUGAGGAGUAUGAUGUUGAGAAUGAUGGUGAGGAUGAUGACGAGGAUGAUGAUGGGGAUGAUGAUAAAGAUGAGGAUGUGGAUGAUGAUGAAGAUGCUGAUGAGGUUGAUGAUGAGGGUUAUGAUGAGGAUGAUAAUGAUGAUGAUGAUGAGGAUGAUGAUGAGGACGAUGAGGAUGAGGAUGACGAUGAGGAAAACAAUAAGGAUAUUGAUGAAGAUGAUGAUGAGGAUGAUGAUGAGUAUCUUGCUGAGGAUGAUGAUGAUGAAGAUGAUGAUGAGGAUGAUGAUGAGGAUGAUGAUGAGGAUGAUGAUGAGGACGAUGAUGAGGACGAUGAUGAGGACGAUGAUGAUGACGAGAAUGAUGAUGAUCAUGAUGUUGAGGGUUAUGAUGAGUAUGAUAAUGAAUAUGAUGAUAAGGAUGAUGAUGAGAAUGAUAUUGAGCAUGAUGAUCAGAAUGAUGACGUGGAUGAUGACGAGGAUGAUGAUGAGGAUGAUGAUGAUGAUGAGGAUGAUGACGAGGAUGAUGAUGCGGAUGACGAUGAGGACGAUGAUGAGGGUGAUGAUGAAGAUGAUGAUGAGGAUGAUGAUGAGGAUGAUGAUGAGGAUGAUGAGGAUAAAAAUGACGAUGACGAUGAGGAUGAUGACGAGGAUAGUGAUUAUGAGUAUGAUGACGAGAAUGAUGAUGAGGAUUAUGAUAAGGAGGAGGAUGAUGAUGAGGAUGAUAAUGUGGGUGAUGAUGAGGAUGAUGAUUCCGAUGAUAAUGAGGAUGAUGAUGAGGAUGAUGAUGAGGAUGAUGAUGAGGAUGACGAUGAGGAUGAUGAUGAGGAUGAUGAUGCGGAUGAUGAUGAGGAUGAUGAUGAGGAUGAUGAUGAGGAUCAUGUUAAAAAUGAGGAUGAGGAAGAUGAUGAGGAUGAUGAUGAGGAUGUUGAUGAGGAUGACGAUGAGGAUGAUGACGUGGAUGAUGAUGAGUAUGAUGUUAUGGAUGAGGAUGAGAAGGAUUAUGAGGAUGAUGAUGAGGAUGAAGUUGAGGAUGAUGAAGACGAUGAUGAUGAGAACGAGAAUGAUGAUGAGCAUGAUGAUGAUGAUGAUGAGGAUGAUGAUGAGCAUGAUGAUGAGGAUGAUGAUGAGGAUCAUGAUCAGGAUGAUGAGGAGGAUGAUGAUGAGGAUGAUCAUGAGGUUGUUGAUGACGAUGAUGAUGAGGAUGAUGAUGAGAAUUAUGAUGCGGAUGAUGAUGUGGAUGAGGACUAUGAUGAGGCUGAUGAUGAGGAUGAUGAUGAGGAUGAGGACGAGAAUGAUCAUGAUGCUGAUGAUGAUGAUCGUGAUGAGGAUAAUGACAAGUAUGAUGAUGCGGAUGAUGAUGAGGAUGAUGAUGCCCAUGAUGAUGAGGAUGAUGAUGAGUAUGAUGAUGAGGAUGAUUAUGAGGAUGAUGCUGAGGAUCAUGUGAAGUAUGAGGAUGAUGAUAAUGAUGAGGAUGUUGAUGAGGAUUAUGAUGAGGAUGACGAUGCGGAUGAUGACGUGGAUGAUGAUGAGCAUGAUGAUGAUGAUGAUGAGGAUGAUGAUGAGGAUGAUGAUGAGGAUGAUGAUGAGGAUCAUGAUCAGGAUGAUGAGGAGGAUGAUGAUGAGGAUGAUCAUGAGGUUGUUGAUGAGGAUGAUGAUGAGGAUGAUGAUGAGAAUGAUGAUGCGGAAGAUGAUGAGGAUGAGGAUGAUGAUGAGGAUGAUGAUGACGAUGAUGACGAGAACGAGAAUGAUGAUGAGCAUGAUGGUGAUGAUGAUGAGGAUGAUGAUGAGGAUGAUGAUGAGGAUCAUGAUCAGGAUGAUGAGGAGGAUGAUGAUGAGGAUGAUCAUGAGGUUGUUGAUGAGGAUGAUGAUGAGGAUGAUGAUGAGAAUGAUGAUGCGGACGAUGAUGGGGAUGAGGAUGAUGAUGAGGAUGAUGAUGAGGAUGAGGAUUAUGAUGAGGAUGAUGAUGAGGAUGAUGAUGAGGAUGAGAAUGAGAAUGAUCAUGAUGCUGAUGAUGAUGACCAUGAUGGGGAUAAUGACAAGUAUGAUGAUGACGAUGAUGAAGAGGAUGAUGAUGUCCAUGAUGAUGAGGAAGAUGUUGAGGAUGAUGAUGAGGAUGAUGAGGAGGAUGAUGUUGAGAAUGAUGAUGAGGACGAUGACGAGGAUGAUGAUGGGGAUGUCGAUAAAAAUAAGGAUGUUGAUGAUGAUGAAGAUGCUGAUGAGGUUGUUGAUGAGGAUUAUGAUGAGGGUGCUGAUGACGAUGAUGAUGACGAUGAUGAAGUGGAUGAUGAUGAUAAUAAUGAUGAGGAUGAUGAUGAUGUUGAUGAUGAGGAUGACGAUGAAAAUAAAGAGGUGGCUAAUGACGAGGAUGAUGAUGAUGACGUUAAUGACUAUGAUGCUGAGGAUGAUGAGGAGGAUGAGGAUGAGGAUGAUGAUGAGGAUCAUGAUGAGGAUCAUGAUAAGGAUGAGGAUAAGGAACAUGAUUAG